UGAACGUGCGAAAAGUAAUCGCGACGGAAAUGUUUCGUUGGAUAUUGGAUUGAAGUUGGUUGAUUAAACUAUUUGUGAAAAAUUAAAAAAGUAAUAAUAGUGCUUUUUUUACAAGUUUCUAUUCAAUUUCCUCAAAGUACCAAGUGUCCACUCGUAUUGGUGGUACUAAAUAAUAGUUCUGUUUUUCUUCGAAUUAUUUGAAACAAACGAAAUUAGUGACGAAAUGGAAAAAAUUAAACUCGACGAAUUAAAUUUCAAAAAGAUUGCCAUAAUCUGUGCUUGUACCUUAGUUGGUGGAUUAGUGUUCAGCUUUGGGUUAUUUCCAGUAAUUCUCAAAUUUAUGGUGAAACAGAACGUGUUGCUGAAACCGGGCACCCAGAUGCGAGGCAUGUUCGAAGAACUUCCGUUUCCCCUCGAUUUCAAGUUGUACCUGUUCGAUGUGAUCAAUCCAGACGAAGUCAUGAAGGGCGGUAAGCCACACGUGCGGGAGAUAGGUCCUUAUUAUUUCGAGGAAUGGAAAGUGAAGUACGACACCGAGGACAACAUCGAGGACGACACGCUGACUUUCACGCUACGGAAUACAUGGAUUUUUCGGCCGGACGUUUCCGCCCCUCUAACGGGGGACGAAAUCAUUACCCUUCCCCAUCCACUGGUUUUGGGAGCUUUGCUGAUGGUUCAGCGAGAUCGGGAAGCAAUGAUGCCAUUGGUUUCGAAAGGGAUGAACAUUAUUAUGGACCCACUGACGACGGGAUUUCUGACGACUCGAGUCAUGGAUCUGCUGUUCGACGGAAUUUUGAUCGAUUGCAGUAGUCACGAAUUUUCAGCAAAGGCACUUUGUUCGGGAUUGGAAUCGGAAGGGGCAGUGUCGCCUUAUAACGAGACGCAUUUCAUGUUUUCGCUGUUUGGGAUGAGAAACGCAACUGAUGCAGGUCGAUGGUCAGUGUAUCGAGGGGUCAAGAAUAUAAAGGAUCUUGGACGGGUGGUGACUUAUAAUGGUGAAACCGAAAUGGAUAUGUACGACGGUGACGAGUGUAAUAAAUUUGUGGGGACGGAUUCGACCAUUUUUCCUCCAUUUCUGACGACUAAGGAUAAGCUGUGGGCUUGGUCACCGGAGAUUUGUCGCUCGAUGGGAGCGUACUAUUUCGGGAAAUCCAAAUACGCCGGUCUGCCGAUGAGUUUCUUCAAGUUGGAUUUCGGUGAUUUGAAGAACGAACCGGAACAUCACUGCUUUUGUCGAGAUCCGCCGGACGACUGUCCACCAAAGGGAACAAUGGAUUUGAGCCCCUGCUUAGGGGCACCUUUUAUCGGUUCGAAACCGCAUUUCUACGAUGCUGAUCCGGCACUGUUGGCUGCCGUUGAUGGAUUGACGCCCAAUGAGAAGGACCACGACAUGUACAUCCAUUUUGAGUUGCUUUCAGGAACACCAGUUUCGGCUGCCAAGCGCUUGCAGUUUAGUAUGGAACUUGAACCAGUUCGGGAUCAUCCGGUGCUCGGAAAUCUUCCGAAUGUUAUCUUGCCACUCUUUUGGGCCGAAGAAGGUGCCUCGCUCAACAAGACAUGGACUAAUCAGCUCAAAUAUCAGCUAUUCCUCGGCCUCAAGUUCAACGCCACCGUCAAAUGGUUAACAAUUAUAAUCGGAACAGUCGGAACCAUCGCUGCCAUGUUUAUGCAUUUCAAGCGAGGGAACAAAAUGGGUAAUGUUACUCCGGUGGAAGCCGUCACAAAUGGUUCGGCCAAAGGGAGCGGAUCCGGCGGCAUGGGGGCCAACAAUAGGAACGGCUCGCCCACGCGGCCGGUUGUUCCGACCACAAAGGAUUUGGUUAUUGUCAACAAUGGGCGUAACUUGCCAAAUGUUAUUGAUGGUUUGGAAAAACCGCAUAAGGUGGUGCUGACCGAAAUGUCGCAGGAACGAUACUGAGGUUUUUCGAAAAAGUGUUGAACAAUUUUCAAUUUGUGUAAAUUAGUUGCAUAAAUCAAUAGCACGAAGAAUCAACAGUGUGAGUAGAACUAUACAAUUGUUCAACAAAAAAGAUACAAAUAUUUGAAAAAUUAGUGGAUUGCGUUAGUCUAAAAUAUAGAAUUCUGAUUAAUACUGAUAAUGUA
Molecule: messenger RNA, 2103 nt
Organism: Armigeres subalbatus
Lineage: Eukaryota; Metazoa; Arthropoda; Insecta; Diptera; Culicidae
Product: sensory neuron membrane protein 1-like
Exons: 8
Coding region: 224-1918 (564 amino acids)
Cellular component (GO): cytoplasm; membrane
Molecular function (GO): scavenger receptor activity
Source: RefSeq, a predicted model, not a curated record